Molecule: messenger RNA, 2466 nt
Organism: Peronospora matthiolae
Lineage: Eukaryota; Oomycota; Peronosporomycetes; Peronosporales; Peronosporaceae
Source: the annotation of a GenBank genome assembly
AUGACCGGGAACCUGCAGGACACGCACGUCCUGAGCCACGAGGAGGACAAGGACGCGCUUCCCGCGAACGCUGGCGACGAUUCGUCAUCUUCCAGCUCGGGUUCGGGCUCGUCGUCGUCUUCGUCGUCCUCUGAUUCGGAGUCGGACGAGGAAGCGGAGACGGGGGACGCUGCUGGAGCCAGAGAUGGCGCUCCAGCUGGCGGUAGUCACAGCCGUGCUGAUGGUUUCAGUGGUACCUCUGGUGGUCCUUCGUUGUCCGCCCCUCGUGCUCAUGGCAUGGCAGCUACUGCCAAAACGAUGAACGUCAACUCGACACGGGCAGCAGCGAGGUUUAAAGCGUCGGAGACCGAGUCGAUGAUGCCGCUGGGGACGCGCAAGCGAGACCGACGGACAAUUGAGGAGAUCCAGAGAGAUUUACGGGAUAAGAGGAAGAAACCUGCAGGGACACUAAGUGCGAGGUCGAGUCCGCCACCGCCAAGGGGUUCACCCAUACGAUCUCCGGAAGCUGAAGCGGCAGUAGACAGUGGAGCGCCAAUGGCUGUAGGUGGACCAAUCGGUCAGUUUGGCACGGCAGGCCGUCUGUCUAUCAAGAGGAAGCCCGUGUCGGCCCAUGAUCGAUUGGCGAUGAAACUGAAUGGCCGCAAAAGGACGGGUGCUAAGAAGCCGACCAAGCUGGCUGCUCCAAGCGGGACCAUGCCACCAGUGCUAGUAAUGACGAGUAAACCGAUGAUCAAACCGAUGGCUGCCACGACAACAGCGGUGACUACUGAAAAUAGCAGCAGCAGUGAGCAUGGAGGUGAUACCGGAGGCGAUGGAUACAAUAGCAGUGUUAGCAGGUCACCGCAGGCAGCUGUGGACGGCAAGGUAGUGCGUGCAGUGCUGCGUGCGAUGCUGCGCUAUGGAGACCUGACCGAUGUGGGCCUUUAUCCAACAGCUACCACCUUUGCUGACGAGUACAAAAUGCCGAGCUUCGUUGAGCGGGCGACUUUGCAGACAAUUACAAACGUUUCUACCGAUCGUCUGCACGCUCUUGCACAUGAAGUCGCGCAAAAAGCUAAGGAGGCAGUUGAGGCGCGGCCACCACACGACAACAUUAAAAUUGCUGACGUCGAGGCGAGAUCAACACAUAUUAUCGAGCGCCUUUACGAAAAUUUAAAACUCCGCAUUGCUGUUCAGCGUGCGUUGCGCGUCGCCGGAUGUUCGUCGGGCAACGCACAUGCCAAUGCGCAAGGCGCGUACGUGUUGGUCGCGAAACAAAGUGAUCUUUCUAUUCUGGGCGUGAACACACGGGACUUGCUCAACUGGACCUGGGCAGAAAAGGACUACGACUGGUCACAGCGUAAGGAUGCAGCGCUGUUACUUGGUGUCUACGUGCACGGAUUCGGUGGCUGGGAAGACAUUUUAAACGACGACUUGCUCCAUUUUCAGGGCCAACGAGCUUUGAAAGGCGAGCGCUUGAAGAAGCGAGCCGAGAACUUACUAAAGCGACUGCCACCGCCCGAUUUUGACGCUGGCGAUCCGCGCAUCGUGCAGCUAGCUAGCUCCUUUGGUCCGGGGGGCACGAACUCGAGCCAGUCAUUAGGUGCACAAUUUAGCGCAAUCAUACAGAGUGGAUCUAUCGCUGGGGUGACCGCAUCGGUCCCUGCGGCUUCAACGUCUGGAUGUGGUCGAAUGGUGCGUGCAGCGGAACGAUUCGCUGCACGGCAACAGAACGGCGAAAAAACAGCGAGUCGGCACCCUGUUGCAUCCAGUAAUGGUUCAGCGAUGCCGAAUGGUCAAACAGUGGAUGGUGGGCGACAGCACAACGCAGUGGCCACGAAAGCAACUGCCGAAUCUGACUUGGUUGAUCACAAACCCGAAGACGGCGAAAUUGGCGGUGUAUCACCGACUCAUCCGACGGUGCUACGACACAAGAGACGGUCAUCCUCUGUUGACAUUCGAAAUCAGACCUCAUCCCGCAAGAGACAGCGAAAAGAUAAUACUGAGAGCUCAAGUAAGAAUGAUAAACUGAAGAAGGGGCAUCGACGGCGUGACCGUCAUAAGUCGCGAACUCACCCACAGUCUACCUCGGUGGUAUCAGGUCCGGUUGUAGAAGUAGGACCGUUGCCGCUGCUCUCGGUCGAUGCGUGUUUUGAAAAGUGGAAACCAAACAAGAAGUUACAGGAGAUCCGGCUGGUGCUGAAAAAGAUGAAGAUAAUGGCCGAGUGGUCACGCAACCAGAAUGAUGAGACGGUAGUGGAGAAGGUAUUCAAGUAUGUGAGCACAAUUGGGGAAGCGAUCGAUCGGAUUGUGACGCAGCAUCAAGACACGGUUGAAGUGGAUUUGCCAUCUCGCGAAGCUGAUGAACUCUGCACGUCUUUGUGGACGUAUGCUGCGGGAUUUACGCCGUUCACGCCACUGGGCUUUGAGCGUCUGUAUGACGAUAUGUGCGCGGAUGCUGAUGCUCUCGUUGCAGCCAAGUCAUGA